GUCCGCUAUCUGUGCUCCGGAUGUAGUUUAGCAGCCAGCAGCUGUUGUUAGCCUGCAUCGUGAUUCAUGUUGUGAUUAAAGGACGCUGGAAACGAAAAUGUCAGGGCAAACCUUAACAGUGACAGUUGCUUACGGUAAGACGGUUUUAAAGGAUGUUACCCUAUUGUUAGGACGUGCUAGAUAGUCGUAAAAAUGUUAUUUACUGUAUAUAAAACUGCGGUGAAGUGGAAGGGAAAUGGUUAGCUAAUGUAGCUCUGAUAGCUUCAGCCAAACAUCUCGGAGUAACUCAGACGAAUCUUUCUUUGACAUCCAGGAUAAACUUAAUAGUUUAUUGCACUACACAGUGAGUCUGACCAUUUAGCUUUUGUUGUUUUACUCUGUUAUUAUGCAUCAACAAAAUCCACCUUGUGAAGAAUCAGUCACAAUGUCUGUCUCCCCCUCCAGGCUCUACAAAGCACAGUAUCACAGUAACUGGUCCAGAUGAUGGUCAGAGUCCCACAGUCAAAGACCUGGCAGAUGCUCUCACACAAGCCACCGGAGUACCUCAAACCUCGCAGAAACUCAUAUUUAAAGGUGGGCUAAAUGUCUCACUUUGUCUUCCACAGACAAAAAACCCUUAAGAUGUCAAACUCUCACCUUGCUUCAUUCAUCCUGGUGCUACAGGUAAAUCUCUAAAGGAUAUGGAGGAGAGUCUGACCAGCUAUGGAGUCAAAGAAGGCUGCAAACUCAUGAUGAUAGGCAAGCGGGUAAGGUUAUGUCUUACAUGUAAUGACAUUUUCAGCCAAACAUCAAACAUAUCACACAUAUAAGACACAUGUGCAAGAGUUUGAGAGUGUGAUCUAGAAACAGAACAGUCCAGAGGAAGAGGUGGAACUGAAGAAGCUGAAAGACAUCGAGAAGUCAGUGGAACAGACGGCUAAGAAGCUGGAGAAAGUAGACGGGGAGUUGACCGGGCUCAAAAAUGUACGUUUUCUAUAAAUUUAUUGAAUAUGUUUAAUUUCCUGCCUAUUCUGUGAUAUAUUUGUAUUGAAAUUAAAGGGAUAUUCUGGCGUUAAAUUGAUUUAGGGUCAAACACACCGUAACACUGAGUUAGACACCCCCCCCAAGAGAUGAAUGAUGCAGACCGUUUGCAGACCCUCAAUUAAUUUCACGCCGGAAUAUCCUUUUAAGCAUUUGAGCAUUCUUGAUUGUCUGUGAUUUCUCCUCUCAGGGCUUCCUGGCUAAAGACCUCCAGGCAGAGGCUCUGGGGAAACUGGACCACAGAGUGAAAAUAGCUGCAGAGCAGUUUAUGAAGAUCCUGGAGCAAAUUGAUGCAUUGGUGAUUAUCUAAACUAAGGUUUUUAUUGCUAUGUGCUUUUAUUUUUCAAAUCUCACCCUGAACUGUCCUUUUUUUUUAAAAAACAGACUCUCCCUGAAAAUUUCAGUGACUGCAGAAUGAAGAAAAAAGGCCUGGUAAAGACAGUGCAGGUAAACAAUUCAUCAGUGACACUAAAACCAUUGAAAUGAUUUUAAACUAUCAAGUAAUGUGAUUAUUUUUCAUCUGCAGGAUUUCCUGGCCCAGUGCGAUAAAAUUGAAGCCUGCAUAUCAGACCACCUGUCGAAGAUCCAGUCGAAAAAUCUUGCUUUGGCAGAGUAGAGCUCGAAAACCUCCAGAAUUUUGUGAUAUAAAUUGCUCUGUGAGCAACUGCAAAGUGUACAGAAAAAGUGGAGCAGCUCUUUGUCUAUUUAUUGUUGCUGUGGCGUGUGUGAGGGAGCCUCAUCCUGGAGUUUGAUGCAACAUAAAUCUUGGGUAUGUUUGCUGGAUUAAACACUGAUAUGAAGUGCCCCUUAAAAUAUUGACACCCUAAGUAGCACUAUAAAAGGAUCAGCGGUGCUUUGUUAUGUGGCAGAUCCUUUUUAAUGCAACCAAAACUCGAGCUCAGUAAAACUGCCACAGUCAGUGAUUAUCAGAGUUAUCCAUAAUGAUGUCAGAAAACUGCUCUCAGUUUAUCACCCAAUACCUCAUGAACUGUAUAACGUCAAGAAAACACGAUUUGUUUUUCUUGCCAAUGUUAUAUUCCAUCAGUUGAGUGUAUCAUAUGGCAGUUUUUACUUGCAUGGCCAAAAGUAUGAGGACAAACAUGAGGAACCUGUUCUUAGAGGUUCAUUAAGGACUGAUAAUGUACUUGUUUUAGGUAAUGACAUAGACUCAAAGUUGUCUUAAUUCGGCUCAGAUCUGAUGGUCAGACUGUGUGUGCCAUCAUCAAGCAGGGAAGACCCUGUCCUGCGUAUUGGUCUGUAUAUACUUGUGGACCUUUUUAUGUUGUUGCAGGAAGGGUAAUCUUGUCUUGUUUUUGGUGUGAAGGCCUCAAGACAUGUGAAAAGUAUUUAAUUUGUUUAAUAGAUCAUGUGAACUUGAGCCCAAAGCAUAAAAAAUAAAAUAUGCAAUGCAGUUCACUUACUUUUGGCCAAAUAGUGUUUGUAUUUGACAUUGACAGUCAGCACCUUUUGUUUAAUCCAGUGAUAUAUCUGUGUCAUGUAUUAUGUAGCUUUGAAAAGAUUGUGAACUGUGGAAUGGGUAUAAAUUUAAACCAUGGACACAUAUCUAUUUUGGUUUUAAAAUAAAAACCCUUUUGAAAAAUGAGA
Molecule: messenger RNA, 2625 nt
Organism: Xyrichtys novacula (pearly razorfish)
Lineage: Eukaryota; Metazoa; Chordata; Actinopteri; Labriformes; Labridae
Source: the annotation of a GenBank genome assembly